Messenger RNA from Menidia menidia (Atlantic silverside), 1808 nucleotides. NCBI's taxonomy places the organism in Eukaryota, Metazoa, Chordata, Actinopteri, Atheriniformes, Atherinopsidae. The record is from the annotation of a GenBank genome assembly.
AAGAAAUUCGCGAUGUCUCCACUUCCGUGCUAAUCUUCUUCUUCUCCUACGCGUCGUCUUUCACAGCACACUCCAGUUGUAGCGUCUCAACCGUUGAACCUCUGCUCUCUAUCCAACUUAUCACAGGUUGACAUCAAGGUUUUGCACCAUGUCAAUUGUCAAGAUCCACGCGAGAGAGAUUUUUGAUUCUCGUGGAAACCCUACUGUUGAGGUUGACCUUUACACUGACAAAGGCUUGUUCAGGGCUGCUGUACCUAGUGGUGCAUCCACUGGAAUCUACGAAGCUCUGGAGCUCAGGGACAAUGACAAGUCUCGAUAUCUUGGGAAAGGAGUCUCGCAGGCUGUUGAACACAUUAAUUCAUCUAUCGCACCUGCUCUUGUUGGCCAGGAUGUGUCUGUGAUUGAGCAGGAGAAAAUUGACCAGGUGAUGAUUGACUUGGAUGGUACAGAGAACAAAUCCAAAUUUGGAGCAAAUGCCAUUCUGGGUGUGUCUUUGGCUGUUUGCAAAGCUGGUGCCGCUGAAAAAGGAGUCCCCUUGUAUCGCCACAUCGCUGAUCUGGCAGGAAAUCCAGAAGUCAUCUUACCUGUACCGGCUUUUAAUGUGAUCAACGGCGGCUCUCACGCUGGCAACAAACUUGCCAUGCAAGAAUUUAUGAUCCUGCCCAUCGGCGCCAGCACCUUCAAAGAAGCCAUGCGCAUUGGAGCCGAGGUUUACCACAAUCUAAAAAAUGUCAUCAAGAAAAAGUAUGGGCAGGAUGCCACAAAUGUUGGAGAUGAAGGCGGCUUUGCUCCAAACAUACUGGAAAAUCAGGAGGCUCUGGAAUUACUGAAGGAGGCUAUUGCAAAAGCAGGAUACACAGAUGAGGUCAUUAUCGGCAUGGACGUGGCUGCAUCUGAAUUCUACAGGGAUGGAAAAUACGACCUGGACUUCAAGUCACCUGAUGACCCAAGCCGUUACAUCACUCCCGAUGAGCUGGCUGAUCUCUACAAGAGCUUUGUGAAGGAUUAUCCAGUCAUGUCCAUUGAGGAUCCGUUUGACCAGGAUGACUGGGCAGCCUGGACAAAUUUCACUGGCAGCACAGACAUCCAGGUUGUGGGAGACGAUCUGACUGUGACAAAUCCUACUCGUAUCUGCAAGGCUGUGGAGGAGCAGGCCUGCAACUGUCUGCUGCUUAAAGUCAAUCAGAUCGGCACAGUCACCGAGUCGAUGAAAGCGUGUAAGAUGGCCCAGGAGAGCGGCUGGGGGGUGAUGGUUAGUCAUCGUUCUGGUGAAACGGAGGAUACCUUCAUAGCAGAUCUGGUGGUUGGGUUAUGCACCGGACAGAUUAAGACAGGCGCUCCCUGUCGCUCAGAGCGGUUGGCCAAAUACAACCAGAUUUUGAGAAUUGAAGAGGAACUGGGAGACAAGGCUAAGUUUGCUGGGAGAAACUUCAGGAAACCAGUUAUUGAGUGAAGAAAUGAAUCGCAUGUGGAUUCAGAGAUGUUGUGUGAAAAUACAUUAGUGCAAUAAUGAUAAAUGUAGUACUACUGACAUACUGCCGGCCGUAAUGAAUUUACAGAGAAUGUGUCGUCAAAAGCAUAAUUACUCCUCGUAAUCAAGUGUUUUUAUCUAAACUGGAGUAAAACUUGAAAAGAAUAAAGCCACUUUGUUGUUUUAACAACUACUGCACUUGGAAAAACAUAAAGUUUGAUUAGUGACUAAAUGUCUUUUGAUUAUUUUAUGUAUGAAUGAGUUUCCUUUAUGUGGGGAAGGGAUUCAAAAUGACCUCAAUUGUAUUUAAUGAAGAAUGUGCAUUUAAAUGUAUCUG